Botrytis byssoidea is the source of this 2425-nucleotide messenger RNA. RefSeq lists its product as uncharacterized. The transcript is spliced from 3 exons. The record is from RefSeq and is a predicted model, not a curated record. Bases 938 to 2425 code for a protein of 495 amino acids. Lineage: Eukaryota; Fungi; Ascomycota; Leotiomycetes; Helotiales; Sclerotiniaceae.
AUUUGUAUGUCGUCAGACCGAAGAUAUAAAAGUUGAAGAUCUGGGCAUCCCCAGAUCGUUGAAUAACUAGCUACCUACGCAGUUAAGUACGGAAUAAGCAGAAGGAGUGCGCUGCAGGUGAUACCAUGUCUCAGAUCAAUCGCUGAAUGAAGUAAGCUCGGUCGGGCCGAACACUAACGAGCUUACAUGCGUAGGGUUCUUACUCCUAUCAAUGUAAUAUUCCGAUCCCUUGACUUUCCAAUUGCGUCUUCCAACGGCACUGCGCCUUUUUGUCCUCUUCCUCUCUUCGCUUUUUUCCUUUGUUACUGUACGAGUGCAGUUGGGGAUGUAUAUACAGGAUGCUACUUGUGGAAAUAUAGUUGAAUCCUUUGACAUACGGAUUCUCAAGCUCAUGCGUUAGAUAAAUAAUAAUCUUUACGCGCCAAACAAGAUCUCUUGGUGCUGAAACCAACCAACUGUUAUUCACAGAACAAAAGCCAGAAAAUCAUGCAUUAACUUUCCUUCACGUCUCCCAAGCUUCAAAUGAAUAAAGGAUUUAGCUUUCUUCACGAAGUACAAAUUCGCAAGCUCAUAAUUUCAUAAGCUCCGCCCCUCCACAUAUUUCCUACAGGAUAGAAUUGUCGAGACGGGCUCGAAUCUAGACCCCGGAUUCAAACGCCUGGCCACCACCUUCCCCUCUGUAUCAUAUCUCCGAAAGGGACGCCCGAUACUACCUAUAUACUAGGAUCACUGUUUACUCCUCUUAUUAUAAGUUUGACUGUUCCUUGAGCACGUUCUAUAUUGCAUUGCUACUAGGUAGCUCGGAGCUAGGUUUACCAUACCUAGCUAUUUCGGCCCGCUCAAAAUCCCUCAUCACGGUCGUAAGACAACCCCGACUGGACCACACACACAUCCUUCCUAGCAGGACCAGACCGGCAUCAACAUUCAAAAUCAAACCAUGACAUUCCUUCCAAAACGUUACCUUCGUGCCCCACGAUCCCCUCUUCAUCCCCACUCACGUCUUCCGAAUCUGGUUCUCGCUCUUGUGGUUAUUUUCCUUUUUGAUGCUUAUUGGAUCAUCAUCCAACUUCCAAAUCCAAUACGUACCAUCACGCCUCCAUUUUCGGCGAUUAAUCCAUCGGAUUUGACGUCAAAUCAACAUGAAGCCCCCUCAUCACCAGGCCAGGAUUCUUCAUCGGCAAAAAGGGUUGGAGGGGAGGAAAAUCAAGAAUCAUUAUUAUUUAGUGAUGUUGAAAGUAGACGGGCUUUUCAGGGGUUUAAACCACAAAUGGGUAACCCCAAUAAUGAAACAAUUUUCAUAGCAGCCAUAUUUCGUAAAUCUGAAAUAAUGCUCAGGGAAAAUUGGUCUCCGGCUCUUGUAUCCCUGGUUCACCAUCUGGGUCCCCAGAAUGUGUAUGUCUCGAUUAUUGAAUCGGGUUCGUGGGAUGGAACGAAAGCAGCGCUGAUAGAUUUGGAUGGGAUGUUAGGGGAAGCGGGGGUGGAAAGGACGAUUGAAUUGGGUAUGGAUCGUCUUGCUCAGCUCGAAGAAUUAAGACACGUGCCAGAGGAGGGGCAGGAUAGAACUGGAUGGUUGCAUACGGGGAGGAAAGAAAGUGAAAGUGGGUGGGAAGUGAGACGAAUACCUUAUUUGGCGAGAUUGAGGAAUAGAGCUAUGGAGCCUCUGUUGAGGGUAUGGGAUGAAGGGAGAGGAAGGAAAUUUGAUAAGAUUUUGUGGAUUAACGAUGUGGUAUUUACGACAACCGAUGUAACAACUCUACUCGCUACUAACAACAACUUCUAUGCAGCAGCCUGCUCCCUAGAUUUCUCCCUCCCUUCCCAAUACUAUGAUACCUUUGCCCUUCGCGAUUCCUCUGGUCGAAAAACUUCAUCACUUUCCUGGCCCUACUUCUACGCCUCACAAUCUCUAGAUGCAUUGAAAAGAAAUGAUCCAGUACCUGUUAAGAGUUGUUGGAACGGAAUGGUUGUUUUUGAUGGGACACCUUGGUAUCCUUCCUCUUUCAUUUCUUCGAAUUCACAGAAAGAAUCCAAGGGCCUUAAAUUCAGAGGUGUCCCUGAUUCUCUUGCGGAAAAACAUGUAGAGGGUAGCGAAUGCUGUCUUAUUCAUGCUGAUAAUCCGUUGAGGGAAAAAAAGGGUAUUUAUGUGAAUCCGAAUGUGAGGGUGGGGUAUAAGAGGGAGGUUUAUGAGAUGGUUAAUGAGAAGGGGGGAUGGCCUGGGAGAUGGGAGGCUGUGAUGGGGGUUUGGGGGACUAGGAUAGGGUGGGUGAGGGAAUGGGGGAGUGGGUGGGUAGAGAGGGGACGGGUGGGGAGGAGAGUGCAAAAGUGGAUGAAGGAGGGGGAAGGAGAGGAAUUGAGGAAAGAAUUGGGAUUGGAGUGUUUGAUUAAUGAGAUGCAGGUUUUGUAUCAGAGUGGGUGGAGACAUCUUUGA